CUCAAAAUGAUGGCGGCCAAGAUGAUGGCCAAAAUGAUGACGACCAAAAUGAUGACGGCCAAAAUGAUGACGACCAAAAUGAUGAAGGCCAAAAUGAUGAUGGCAAAAAUGACGGCAAAAAGGGUGGCGGCAAAAAUGAUGACGGCAAAAAGGGUGGCGGCAAAAAUGAUGGUGGCAAAAGUGGUGUUGGCAAAAGUGGUGGUGGCAAACAUGGUCGUGGAGAAAAAUGCCCAAAUGGUAAUGGUAAUGAACGUAGAAAUAAACAUGGUUGUCGAUAG
Messenger RNA from Racocetra persica, 278 nucleotides. The record is from the annotation of a GenBank genome assembly. Lineage: Eukaryota; Fungi; Glomeromycota; Glomeromycetes; Diversisporales; Gigasporaceae.